This is a messenger RNA of Teleopsis dalmanni, 1505 nucleotides long. RefSeq lists its product as uncharacterized. The transcript is spliced from 2 exons. NCBI's taxonomy places the organism in Eukaryota, Metazoa, Arthropoda, Insecta, Diptera, Diopsidae. The record is from RefSeq and is a predicted model, not a curated record. The coding region runs from base 166 to 684 and encodes 172 amino acids.
UUGAUCAACAAAAUGUAAUAAUGAAAUCGUUCUAUUCUUUGGCAAAACAAUUACCAUUUUCCAUUUUCGUUCCAAAAGAUAUUUGCAAAAUUAUGCCGUUGCACAAAUUAUAGUGAAUAUAAUCAAUAACUGAACGAAAAUCAAUUAGGAAAUAAGUCUGGAAAGAUGCCAAGGGACAUUAGCGCCAAAUCACUUACUAAAAAGGAGUUGCCGAAGAAGACUCCAUCACCAACAGGUUUAGUAACUAACAAAACCACAUUGAAAGCUAAUAAAACCAUUAGUAAGAGAAAAACAUCAAGGAAAGACAUUGAUGGCGCGAGUACUACUCAUCACGGCAAUACUGGAAGUAAUAAAAACGUCAUUCGAAAACUUCAGAUUGCAACACCAAAUUUAAAAGAUAUUGGAUAUAAAAUAGAAAAUAUACAGAGUCGUCUGCAUCAAGCAGGGGAAGAGAUGUUGGAAAUAAGAAAAGUUCAGCAAUUCGCAAUAAACGAAGUAAGAUUUUACAACAACAGACUUAAACGUCUUGCGUCCUAUGAAAAAGAGAAACACCGAAACAUCGUAGAAGAUAAUGGAAUUGUAGUACAAUCUAAUACCAAUUGCUCUGAACUCCCAGCAUCAUCAAACAAAUUACUUGAAAAUGUGAUUAAGUCAUCCAAAUCCAACUCCUCAACUAAAAUUUAAGAGAAAGCAUAGUGAAAAAGUUGUAUCGUAAGUGAACUCAGACAAUACAUGGGUUGUGUGAGUAUUGUGAUUACCUCAGUCUGUUUCUAUAACACUACAGAAAUUAUCCAUAUGUUUGUCUGUUGAGAGGAAUUCGAGGUUUAGCCAUGGAUAGACAGCUACAUUUCGAUGGUUGAUGGUUAGAUUCUGAUGAUUAUACUGAUUAUGUCAGUAGCUUCAGUAUUCGACACACUUUUUUCCGAGAUUCAGAUUUUUACAAGACGUUUUAAACCUCUCUGAAUAUCAAGAAAAUUAUCACCUGGGUCUAGAUUAAGUGAGUUACGUUCAUAGUCUAAUAGUACGAAAGAAACUUCAAUUAACUGUCAGUUGAAAAAUAUCAAAUAUUUCUUUACCAACCGCUUCAUUUGAAAGAGUAAAUCAUUUGGCUUUAUCUAGACAAACAUUUAAUUUAUUGUUCAUUCGAUCCAAUUCAUGAUAUAGUUUUUGGGUAAAUUUUUCUAAAAUAUCCGGAACUACUAAAAUAAAUAACAAUAAUACUUUUAUUUGAAAAUAACAAAUUUGCGUAUGGGAAACAUUUAUUUUCAGGAACAGUGUAAUAAGCGAUUUAAAAAGUACCUUCUAUAUAUCAGAAAAAGAUAUAUUCGCUGACCAAACGAUAAGAGUGUUCUGAAUCACAAACUUUACAUGGUUUUUUAGUGUAAAUUUAAAUCUGUUCAACAAAAUCUGUAAUUCAGUUUAUUUUAUUUUCUAAUAAAACUGUAGCAAAAUUAUGAUGUUAGACAAAUUUUGAUAAAACGAUAAAUAAAUCGAACCUAAGUACA